Molecule: messenger RNA, 2225 nt
Organism: Panonychus citri (citrus red mite)
Lineage: Eukaryota; Metazoa; Arthropoda; Arachnida; Trombidiformes; Tetranychidae
Source: RefSeq, a predicted model, not a curated record
GACGGGAAAUGAUUGAGUCUAAAAACUUCAAUUUUAGUAUAAAUAGUUAAUCUUGGAUUACGAUUAAGUAUCAGUUCAAUCGUUGACAAUUCAGAGUUAACAAUCAACUAAACUUUUAUUAGAAAGUUUUUAGUAACUUUUUUCUUUGUGUUUUCCAAAUCUAAAUCAUUAAUUGGAUUAAAUUGUUCACCAUUUUUCAUUAAUUGUGCAACGUUAAUAGCGACAAAUCUUUAGCCCAAAAUGAAUAUGCGAUUGGUUUUCCUUUUAGCCAUUUUCUCAAUGGUUCUCAUAAGCUUUGGUAAUUGUCAAUCAGAAGCUGAUCCUAAUGAAUUAGAAGAUGCUGAAGAUAAUUUUGAGGAUGAGGAAGCUGAAGAAGGUGUCGAGACUCGAGCCAAGAGAGAGAUUGGCUCAGAUUUAGAAGAAGCUGAAACAGGUUAUGGCGGUAAAGGAGGUGCUGGUGUUGUCGCUCACAAGGGAGGUAAAAAAGGAGCCGCUGCUGCAGGUUUCAAAGCUGGAAAAGCUGGCAAAGCUGGAUUCAAAGCCGGAGCUGCUGGUAAAAAGGGUGCUGCCGCUUUCGGUGCUGCUGGAGCCGCUGGAGGCAAGAAAGGAGCCGCUGUUAAGAAAGGAUUCGCCGCUGGUGCAUUCGGUAAGAAAUUCGGAAAGAAAGGAGGAUUCGUGAAAGCCGGAGGUGCUGGAUACAACAAGAAAAUCGGAGUAAUCAAGAAGUUCGGAGUUAGCCAAGGAUUCAAAUUCGGAAAGGCCGCUGGUUUCGGUGCUGCUGGUGGAGCCAUGGGUGGUAAGGCUGCUAAGGGUGGUUUCGCUGGUGCCGCUGGUGCUGCAGGAUUCAAGAAGGGCGCUAAGGGAGGCAAGAAAGGAUUCGCUGCUGGUGCUGGAUUCAAAGCCGGAGGAAAGGCAGGAGCCGCUGGUUCAGCUGGAUUCAAGAAGGCCGCUGGUGCUGCAGGAGCCGCUGGUGUCAAGAAAGGUGUCGCCGGAGGCAAAGGUUUCUUGGGUUACAUUUUCCUUUUAGCUAUUUUCUCAAUGGUUCUCAUAAGCUUUGGUAAUUGUCAAUCAGAAGCUGAUCCUAAUGAAUUAGAAGAUGCUGAAGAUAAUUUUGAGGAUGAGGAAGCUGAAGAAGGUGUCGAGACUCGAGCCAAGAGAGAGAUUGGCUCAGAUUUAGAAGAAGCUGAAACAGGUUAUGGCGGUAAAGGAGGUGCUGGUGUUGUCGCUCACAAGGGAGGUAAAGGAGCCGCUGCAGGUUUCAAAGCUGGAAAGGCUGGCAAAGCUGGAUUCAAAGCCGGAGCUGCUGGUAAAAAGGGUGCUGCCGCUUUCGGUGCUGCUGGAGCCGCUGGAGGCAAGAAAGGAGCCGCUGUUAAGAAAGGAUUUGCCGCUGGUGCAUUCGGUAAGAAAUUCGGAAAGAAAGGAGGAUUCGUGAAAGCCGGAGGUGCUGGAUACAACAAGAAAAUCGGAGUAAUCAAGAAGUUCGGAGUUAGCCAAGGAUUCAAAUUCGGAAAGGCCGCUGGUUUCGGUGCUGCUGGUGGAGCCAUGGGUGGUAAGGCUGCUAAGGGUGGUUUCGCUGGUGCCGCUGGUGCUGCAGGAUUCAAGAAGGGCGCUAAGGGAGGCAAGAAAGGAUUCGCUGCUGGUGCUGGAUUCAAAGCCGGAGGAAAGGCAGGAGCCGCUGGUUCAGCUGGAUUCAAGAAGGCCGCUGGUGCUGCAGGAGCCGCUGGUGUCAAGAAAGGUGUCGCCGGAGGCAAAGGUUUCUUGGGUUAAUCUAAUUGACGCGAUUGCAUUUUCCUUUUAGCCAUUUCCUCAAUGGUUCUCAUAAGCUUUGGUAAUUGUCAAUCAGAAGCUGAUCCUAUUAACCACCAAAAUUAGGAAGAGGACCAGUUGCAUAAACAGAACCACCAUUUCGUCCAAUAUAUCUUACAAGACGAUAACCGCCUGGGGCAUUACCAGGGUACUGACAGGAUAAAGAUGAUACAAGUCCCAUGAAAAUGAUGAUGGACAGGAAAAAAUUGAAAUUCACACGAAAAUUGAAACUCAUUGUCUUUCUUUAAAUUUAAACUGUUGAAAACUCUCACUUAUAUCAAGGUACAAAUACAACUAAAGUGCUUUGUUUUAUUCAAAUGAUUUCCCUUUCUAUUGAUUUUCCCACAAUAUUUGUUAUUUUAACCUCGAUAAUGUUAUCUGAAUAAACUGAAUAAAUUGUUACGUCAAUAUCCAUGAAA